This is a messenger RNA of Pipistrellus nathusii (Nathusius's pipistrelle), 978 nucleotides long. The record is from the annotation of a GenBank genome assembly. NCBI's taxonomy places the organism in Eukaryota, Metazoa, Chordata, Mammalia, Chiroptera, Vespertilionidae.
AUGGGCGCGGUGGCGAGCGCCAGCGUGUGCGCCCUGGUGGCGGGGGUGGUGCUGGCCCAGUACAUAUUCACCUUGAAGAGGAAGACGGGGCGGAAGACCAAGAUCAUCGAGAUGAUGCCAGAAUUCCAGAAGAGUUCGGUUCGCAUCAAGAACCCCACAAGAGUAGAAGAAAUCAUCUGUGGUCUCAUCAAGGGGGGAGCUGUCAAACUUCAGAUAAUAACAGACUUUGAUAUGACGCUGAGUAGGUUUUCCUACAAAGGAAAAAGAUGUCCAACAUGUCAUAAUGUCAUUGACAACUGUAAGCUGGUUUCCGAUGAAUGCCGGAAAAAGUUACUGGAACUAAAGGAAAAAUUUUAUGCUAUUGAAACUGACCCUCUUCUUACGGUAGAAGAGAAGUUCCCUUAUAUGGUAGAAUGGUACACCAAGUCACAUCGCCUGCUUGUUGAACAGGGUAUACCAAGAGCUAAACUUAAAGAAAUUGUGGCAGAAUCGGACGUCAUGCUCAAGGAAGGCUAUGAGAAUUUCUUCGAUAAGCUCCAACAACACAGCAUCCCCGUGUUCAUCUUCUCGGCCGGCAUUGGAGACGUCCUGGAGGAGGUGAUCCGUCAGGCUGGGGUUUACUAUUCCAACGUCACAGUGGUGUCCAACUUCAUGGAUUUUGAUGACAAUGGAGUGCUCAAAGGAUUUAAAGGAGAUCUGAUUCAUGUAUUUAACAAACACGAUGGUGCCUUGAAGAACACAGAGUAUUUCAGUCAACUGAAAGACAACAGCAACAUCAUUCUGCUGGGGGACUCCCAAGGAGACUUAAGAAUGGCAGAUGGCGUAGCUAAUGUGGAAUACAUUCUGAAAAUUGGAUAUCUAAACGAUAAGGUGGAUGAGCUUUUAGACAAGUACAUGGACUCUUAUGAUAUUGUUCUAGUCAAAGAGGAAUCCUUGGAGGUAGCCAACUCGAUCUUACAGAAGAUCCUGUAUAAAUGA